AUGAUGAAAGUGUUAUUUGUUGUUGCGUUGACAUUAUUUGCAAUUGUUCACUAUAGCACUGCCCUAACAUGCUACUCAUGUACCAAUUGUCCAGAUCCAUUUAAUCCUGCACAACCCGGUGUUAGGAAUAUCACUGCUGGUGCUGGUCAGUCUUGUAAGAAACAAAAAGGAAAAAUCCUCGGAUUUGAAGGUGUCAGCCGAACGGCAGAGGCAUGUGGUACAAAUAAGUGUGAAAAAGUUAGUCUUUUUGGUCAAUCGUCAACCGUAUGUUGUUGUAAUACAGAUAUGUGUAAUGGUGCGAGGCAAACAACAAUAACAACAUUAAUGGUUGUUGUUAUUGCAUUGGUUAUUGCAAUAAUGAAUAUGUAA
Molecule: messenger RNA, 369 nt
Organism: Didymodactylos carnosus
Lineage: Eukaryota; Metazoa; Rotifera; Eurotatoria; Philodinida; Philodinidae
Source: the annotation of a GenBank genome assembly